GGUACAGAGUCAACAGAGGCCGCCAUACAUUCUCGUGUCGUCUUUUAUUGCUCCUAAUAUUUUUCCUCCUCAUUUAGGCCAACGUUUUACCCCAACACGUUAUAUUAUUUUAAUUCAUGUCAUAUAAUUUAAGAACGUUGAAUUGAAUUCGCAUGCCUUACUACAAUUUUUGGCAACUUAACCUUGUCCUGUGUGUCAGUCAGCUAGACGCUACAAACAGUUAAUGGAUGUAACGAGCAGCUAAAAUGUCUGCAUUCGGUUUAAAGUCCUCAUCGUUUAAGGUAAUAACAGGUAUUUCGCGUUGCCUUUGGUUUGGACGCAGCAAGUUUACCAAAUCAAGAAUUCCACCAGAGCAUUUUGCAGAGCGGUCAAAGGAACAUGAGAAAUAUGGCGGUGACCCCGAACAGCCCCACAAACUACACAUUGUGACACGGGUUAAAAGUGCGAUGAGACGGCCAUACUGGGAGAAAAACCUGGUCAAGCACUUGGGCCUCGAGAAGGCGCACGUGCCUGUAAUCCACAAGAACACACCUUCAGUCAACUACAGACUCAAGGUCAUUAAACAUCUUGUCAGGAUCGAGCCACUAAGGACGCCAUACGGGCUCCCAUCCGAGCAGGAUAUGGCUGACAGCUACAUCAACAGCAAAGGAGAGCUGAUUAUUCGACGCCUGCUCACACCUCUCCAGCCCAAGGCCAUAGAGUCUUAGUGCAGUCACACAUGCAUACUAUUGACAGGACCUUGUCAUAUUAUCACAUCACUCUUUUUGGGGGAUUAUUUUCUUGUAUUGCAGCUGUCAUUUAAACUGCUCCAAAUGGUGUUCCAGUGCGACCGGCAAAUGACCGUCUUACACGUUACUGCAAAUAUUCAAUUAAAAAAAUUCGAGAAAGGUGCCGUCUUGC
Corythoichthys intestinalis (scribbled pipefish) is the source of this 900-nucleotide messenger RNA. It is a transcript of the gene mrpl30, whose product is annotated as mitochondrial ribosomal protein L30. Bases 246 to 707 code for a protein of 153 amino acids. Gene Ontology annotation, molecular function: structural constituent of ribosome. The record is from RefSeq and is a predicted model, not a curated record. Lineage: Eukaryota; Metazoa; Chordata; Actinopteri; Syngnathiformes; Syngnathidae. The transcript has 5 exons. Gene Ontology annotation, biological process: translation. Gene Ontology annotation, cellular component: mitochondrion; large ribosomal subunit.